Klebsormidium nitens is the source of this 1784-nucleotide messenger RNA. The record is from the annotation of a GenBank genome assembly. Lineage: Eukaryota; Viridiplantae; Streptophyta; Klebsormidiophyceae; Klebsormidiales; Klebsormidiaceae.
GGCAGGCGAACUUCGGAAAGCUUAGAUAUCGUACCGCUUCCUGAAUUGCAAGGGGUACCGUAUACCUGUUGGCUUACAAAGUAGGGGCAUCAUCUAAUGGCAUGCAGGAUGCUGGGAUAGACAAGCAGGAUGUCGCAAGCCCCAGCAGCGGCGGGCCCCCGCAUUGUGAACCCUACUGAGGAGAGCCUGUAUCAAGUCCUCGCUGAGGAGCUGACAGUGGCAGAGGACAAACGAGACGAAACUAAAAAGGCUCUCAAAGAGACCCUUCUGGCUGAUCUGCGUAAGGAGGUGAAGCGACUGAACGAGGACGCUUGGAUGUUUGCUGCCCCGCGCAGUAACAUCCCCUGAUCCUACUUUCACAAGCAAAGAACCCCCAUCCUUGACCGCUAUCUCAGAGGAGGUCUAUAUCCUCAUCAAGCAUCAGGGUCUCGUGUUUACCCUACCUGACCUUACGAGCGUAGGCAUAGAAAACCUUGAAAUCACUUGUAGGAACCAAACGGCUUAGGUCGAUUACUCAUUACCCGGGCCCAGCCAUGGUAAGGAUUCCCUUUAGGGAGCGGCCAGAGUGGAGCGACAUCACACCUCUCGAGCAGAAUGAUGGCCCACAUCCCUUGGUCCCUAUUGCUUACUCCCCCACUUUCUCUGAGGCGAUGGGUUACUUUCGAGCGGUUCUGGCCCUGGACGAGCGGAGCGAGAGAGCGCUGGCACUCACCAAGGAGGUCAUUGAGCUGAACGCGGCAAACUACACGGUUUGGCAGUUCCGGCGGAGGGUUCUCGCGGCGCUUGAGACACCGAUGGAGCAGGAGCUAGAGUACUGUGACGAGGUGGCUGAGGACAGCCCCAAAAACUACCAGCUCUGGUACCACAGGCGGUGGUGCGCCGAGCGCGUCGGCGCUUCCGGGGCUCAGCGGGAGCUGAAGUUCACGGCACGGGUCCUGGAAGAAGAUGCAAAGAACUACCACGCCUGGGCGCACAGACAGUGGACCCUUCGGACGCUCGGGGGGUGGGAGGGCGAGCUGGCCUUUUGCGAGCAACUGCUGGCAGAGGACGUCCGGAACAACUCCGCCUGGAACCAGCGGUUUUUCACCAUCCAGACGUGCCCGCUUCUGCCGGGCUUGGAGGCGAUGCGCCGCUCCGAGGCGCAGUUUGCGAUUGACCGCAUCCGGCUGGCGCCUAACAACGAGAGCCCCUGGCGUUACCUGAGAGGCCUCUACCAGGAUGACAUACGAGCCCUCGCAGAAGAAUCGCCUGUGGUCCAGGUCUGCCAAGAGUUGUUGAGAGAUGAUGGAGAGAACGUCCAAGCUUUGUCAUGGGCCCUAGACCUGGCUGCCGCUGGUCAUCUAGUUCCGGAAGCCUUGCACGAAGGAGAGCCUUCGAACGAUGAAGGGCGGGGAUCACCAAGUUCGAUGCUUGAGCAGCUUUGCAUGCGUCUAGAGACAGCCGACCCAAUUAGGAGCCGCUAUUGGCGCUUUAGGUCUCAGCAGCUUGUGCGAUGGUAGCGACCACGUACAGAAAGCGCGUUUUCGGCGACUGUUCAUGCCGUGAUGGAGUCAAGUCCGUACGUGGUCGCUACCAUCGCCAUUAGCAGCCGUGCCUUUAUUAUGUCGGCUCCAAAGUGAAGAUCUUAGAGGGUGGACAUUUAUAGGGUGGACAUCAGGAGCUUGCAUUUCUUCUUAGUAUCAUUUCUAUCCAGUCGUUUAAUAAGUACCAAUGAUUCGCUGAUCCGUGACAUUCGGGGGCUUGUUUAAGUUCCAUGAGUCAUUCAUCACAUGCCGGGCGUAUGG